CGCUCUAUAGUCCACAAUUUAUCGACCGUUGAUUUCAAAACACUGAUUUUAAGUUAGGUUAUGUUUUUUAGUAUGCGACAUGCAUAAUUAUUUUAAUAUUUUUGGCAAACUUUAUUAAGUAGUUGUGAUAAUUGUGAUCCAUAAUGAAGAGAGCAAGGACAAGUAUCACAAUCGCAAAGAAAGUGGAAGCCCUCGAGAAAUUUCAAUACUAAAAGUUGUUGAUAAUUUUUUAAAAAUUACAUUGACUAUAGUGCGACCCAAGUGUCAAAUCUGAAACCAAAUAUGGACUAUAGCGAGACUCUACUGUACUUUAUAAUUCGGGAAGCAGUUAAAUUUGAAAAAAAAAUCUGUCUGUUUGCCAUGAUUUGUCUUAGCUUUGAUGUGAUUUUGCGUUAUUAAGGCGUUUUCAUGAAAUUUACAAUUAAUAAGAGUAUGUAAACUUAAUAUGAGUAUUUAGGUAAAUAAAAUAUCGUUGCAUUUCAAACAACUUGACGCCCGAAUUUCUUUCUAAUUCAGUUGACAUUUCCGUCCCAAAUGCCCGAAUUUGAGAGAGUCUACUGUAGAGUUGCAUUGUUCUGUUAAUUUGAAUAUGUGAAUGAACAAAAAAAAAAAAACGUUGGAUUUUUAAGGGUUUCGCUUUCAAAUUUAUCAAAUUUUUCUUCUUCUUUCCUUUAGUGUUCCUUUUACAGGGGCCGAACGUCUUUUUGACAUCACGUUGUUCGAAAGCGCGUUUGCCACUGUUACUAAAAUUCGAAAUUCAGUGGAAAAUGGUGAAAAUACUCGCAUAUUUACCUAAUUAAUUGGUCUGUACUCUCAUCAGUUACUACUCCAUUGUCUCUGUGUGUUUUAUUUUACAUGUUUUUCCUCUGACAUUUGUAGAUUUCCAUAUUUAACGGUGUACAUUUUGAAUUGUUAACUGAUUAUAUCCUGACAGCUGUCAGUGCAUUUGUCUCCUUGUGACAUAUCCAAUCCAUAUUGGUUUUUCCCGGGUCAAAUGUGACAAAAAGCUGCCUCUUUCGGUGGAGGUGCGCAGAUUUUCUGACAGAUUUUUUUUCCACCCUCAAACGGCGCAUCCACCAUUGUUGUUGUGGCCGUUCCAGUGUGUAGUGUCUUAGGUGCACAAGGAGACAUUCCAAAAGAAGAAAGAAAAAAAAAGAAGGUGGAUUCAGGCUGUUUGUUUUUCUUUUUGUCUCUCUGCCAAUAAACAAUUCCCGGAUCAACCUCUAAUUCUUCCGGUGUCUUUUUGUUUUUUGAGUUUUGGUAUUCGAAAAAGUUUGCAAAGUGACAGUUUUUUUCUCUCUCAAUGGUGGUAAAAUCUUCGAGCUGUCUUACUAAGAUAUUUAACUAAGAUUUUCUUCUAAAAGGGGGUGUUUUUCUUUUUGGAUUGGCAAGAAGAAAAAAAAAAGAACUUUGUUAAGGUUAAACCGAGUGAAAGGCCAAAUUGGCAAGUGUGGCUGUCCCAGGAAGUCAUCAUUCAGAUUCCAUUCCCUUCGUGCAGUUGCUGGAAUAUUGGCUUGAGGGUGCCGGUGGUGCAUCUGGUGAGGUGUUUGUAAAAGAUUUCCAAGUGUCACCGCCAAUUAAUCACGCGUCUGCCGCCGUCGCAAUGGCUGCCCCGGCGGCCUGUACGCGCUUCUCUGACAACUAUGACAUCAAGGAGGAAUUGGGAAAAGGAGCGUUUUCAAUAGUCAAGAGAUGCGUUCAGAAGUCAACGGGUUUGGAAUUUGCCGCCAAAAUUAUCAACACGAAGAAACUGACAUCACGUGACUUUCAGAAACUCGAAAGAGAAGCCAGGAUUUGUCGGAAACUUCAGCAUCCCAAUAUAGUUCGACUCCAUGACAGCAUACAAGAGGAGAAUUAUCACUAUUUAGUGUUUGAUCUCGUGACAGGUGGCGAAUUGUUCGAGGACAUUGUGGCACGAGAAUUCUACUCAGAAGCCGAUGCAUCGCACUGCAUUCAGCAGAUACUGGAAUCUGUCAAUCACUGCCAUCAAAAUGGCGUUGUCCAUCGCGAUCUCAAGCCGGAGAAUUUGCUGCUGGCGAGCAAGGCGAAGGGAGCCGCCGUGAAGUUGGCUGACUUUGGACUGGCGAUCGAGGUGUCGGGUGAGCAGCUGGCGUGGUUCGGUUUCGCCGGAACACCCGGCUACCUGUCACCCGAGGUGCUGAAGAAGGAGCCCUACGGCAAGUCCGUUGACAUUUGGGCGUGUGGUGUCAUCCUCUAUAUCCUGCUCGUUGGCUAUCCACCUUUCUGGGACGAGGACCAGCACAGACUGUACUCGCAAAUAAAGGCUGGUGCCUAUGAUUAUCCAUCGCCCGAAUGGGACACAGUAACACCAGACGCAAAGAAUCUCAUCAAUCAGAUGCUGACAGUUAAUCCACAUAAGCGCAUCACAGCCAGCGAAGCUCUCAAACAUCCAUGGAUUUGCCAACGCGAAAGAGUCGCUUCAGUUGUUCAUCGACAGGAGACCGUUGACUGUCUCAAGAAAUUCAACGCGAGACGCAAACUAAAGGUUGCAAUUCUCACCACAAUGCUGGCUACCAGAAAUUUUUCGAGCAAAAGCAUGAUCACUAAAAAGGGCGAAGGAUCCCAGGUGAAGGAAUCCACUGACUCUAGUACAACUAUCGAAGAUGAUGAUGUUAGAGAAGAUAAAAAGGGAGGCGUUGAUCGCAGCUCAACCGUUAUUGCCAAAGAUCCUGAAGCACCUCCAUCGCCGACAGCGCCACAAACUGAUCAGCCACAGCGCCUCCAAAAUCUCGUGGCGGCCACUGUAACUAAAGGUGGACAGAGACCCGGUGCCGAAUUGCUUCAAUCUGUUCAAGCUCGACGCCAGGAAAUAAUUAAAAUGACAGAGCAAUUAAUUGAGGCAAUCAACAAUGGUGAUUUCGAUGCGUACACAAAAAUUUGUGAUCCACAUCUAACUGCCUUUGAACCUGAAGCACUGGGCAAUCUUGUUGAAGGGAUGGAUUUUCACAAGUUCUACUUUGAAAAUGUUCUUGGGAAAAAUUGUAAGGCAAUCAAUACAACAAUCCUCAAUCCACAUGUUCAUUUGCUGGGUGAAGAUGCAGCUUGCAUCGCCUACGUUCGACUGACACAGUACAUUGACAAACAAGGACACGCACAUACACACCAAUCAGAGGAGACCAGAGUGUGGCACAAGCGCGACGCCAAGUGGCAAAAUGUUCAUUUUCAUCGCAGCACUGCGACUAACAAUUUGUCCGGUGGAUCACCAUUUUUUUUCAAUCCCAAAUAAAGUGACUUUUGGGGAUUUGAAAAAGAAUAAAUAACAACAAGAAACGGAACAAAUGAGAAUUUGGGAAUUAUAAAAAAAAAAUGGAUAUGGAAAAGAAUCGUGAAUUGUAGAGUUUUGAUUAAGAGAAUUUACAACAGAAAAAAAAUGAAAAGAAAAAUUGGUGAAGGGGAUAAAUGGAAUUAAGAAAAUGGCUCUCUAGAGAAAAGAAAAGAUUGUUUUGAAGUUUUAUUUUUUAUUUUGAUAGAAAACAAAAAAAAAAGGAAUAUGCUAAGCAAGGAAGAAAUCGAUAAAAAAAAAUAUCACUCUGCUAGUGUCCUCUUCUCAAAGUCUUGACAAAAGAUGGAGAUUGACAGUUGUAACGGACUUCUGUGGCUUUCUUACUUAUUGCAUUAAAUUUGUCAAGUUAAAUUGAAUCUGAAUUUUAGGAUUUCGUGGAUAAAAAUUUAAAAGAAUUAAUAAAUAAAAUAAUAAUAAAAAAAAGUAUAUUUAAAACAAAAAGGUUUAAAAAGAGAGUGAGACUGUCAGAGAGAAAGCUAAUCUUUGUGACAUUUCCUUGGUGGAGUUCUCGGGCUUGAGAUGUGUACCAUUUCUUGAGUCAAAGAAGAAAAUCAAUGAAAUUAAUACCUAUCUUAAAGGAUAUAAAAGAAAAUGAUGAAGAAAACAUUAACUAUAGUAAACAUUGUAAGGACAGAGAAAAGAAAAAAAAAAACAGAAAAUAAACAAAAAAAAAAUUUAGGUUAUAUCCAAAAAAAAAAAAACAA
Messenger RNA from Phlebotomus papatasi, 4008 nucleotides. It is a transcript of the gene CaMKII, whose product is annotated as calcium/calmodulin-dependent protein kinase type II alpha chain. The record is from RefSeq and is a predicted model, not a curated record. Gene Ontology annotation, biological process: protein phosphorylation. The transcript has 16 exons. Lineage: Eukaryota; Metazoa; Arthropoda; Insecta; Diptera; Psychodidae. Bases 1604 to 3247 code for a protein of 547 amino acids. Gene Ontology annotation, cellular component: neuron projection; cytoplasm. Gene Ontology annotation, molecular function: calmodulin binding; ATP binding; calcium/calmodulin-dependent protein kinase activity.